AUGGCCAUUUUUAAACGCUAUAAAUGGGUGCUGGUUUUAGAUUAUUUGGGUAAAAAGAUUAUAUCUUCGUGUAUGAAGAUGCAUGAAAUAAUAGACAAUGGAGUAACAAUCGUAGAAAAUCUAGAGAGACAUAGACAACCCAUUCAAAUGCUUGAAGCUGUCUAUAUACUGACUCCAGAUGAAAUGUCUAUCCAGAGAAUCGUGGCAGACUUUGAAGAAGGACGUCCACUUCGUUACAAAGUAGCUCAUAUCUUCUUCACAGAAGUUUGUCCCGAUCACUUACUCGCGCCUCUUAGAAUGAUUCGACCAUAUGUGAAAACCCUGAAGGAGAUUGACAUAGCAUUCGUUCCUCGAGAAAAGCAGGUUUUUUCUCUGGAUUGUCCAUGGGCGUUCAAGAAGUUUUAUAGCACGACUGUGCGUAACGCGGACCGCAUUGAUAACAUGGAGAAAAUGGCCGAACAGCUAGCGACGUUAUGCGCAAGUCUUGGAGAAUACCCUAGUGUUAGAUACAGACAUGAGAGCUCCAGGCUUGGUGAGUUCGCUCGAUUUUUGAAGGACAAACUUGAUAUUUACAAGUUAGAUGAUCCAGCAAUGGGUGAAGGUAGCCCACAGAAGAGCAAGUCACAGUUACUCUUACUCGAUAGAGGUUUUGAUCCGGUGUCGCCAUUACUACACGAACUAACCUAUCAGGCCAUGGCUUACGAUUUGCUGGAUAUCCAAAACGAUGUCUUCAAAUACCAAUGCAGUACAGAGUCUCAGGCAGAAGAUUAUAAAGAAGCAAUACUUGAUGUUUCAGAGGAUGAUGAAUUCUGGGUAAAACUUCGUCACUUGCACAUCGCUGACGUCACAAGAAAAGUUCCAGAAGAAAUUAAAACAUUUUCUGAUCAGGAGAGACUUCCCGUGUCUGAUGAUAAGUUGAAGGAUUUACAGAGUCUUCUGAAGAAAGCGCCAGAAUACCAAAGACAAGUCCGAAAGUUUUUAGCUCACUUCACAAUUGCUGAAAACUGUAUGAAUCUAUACAAGGAAAUAGUGGAAAAGCUGUGUAGGGUGGAACAGGAUUUAGCAACAGGCGAGGACAAAGAGGGAGAACCCCUUAAAGAACCGGUUGUCAGGCAUAUUAUGCCAAUAUUACUGGACCCUAAAGUGAGCACAAAUAAUAGAGUCAGGGUCAUCUUACUGUACAUAUUGUUAAGGAACGGCAUCAGUGAGGAAAAUUUCAACAAACUUUGUGAACAUGCUGAGAUAACUACGGCAGACCGAACAGCCAUAUUGAACAUGGUCCAUCUUGGUAUUCCAAUCACUCUAGAGACUUGCUCUAGAAAGGUUCGAGUCAAACGUAAACAGCGUACGGAGACCUUCUACUUAACAUCUCGAUGGGUACCCUAUGUUAAGGACUUGAUAGAGGAUGUAACUGAAGGCAGACUAAGUGAUAGACUGUAUCCUUACUUGAUAAAACGAUCCAUCGAUCUAUCAGCACCAUCUCCUGUUGUAAGCGCACGGCGGGCAACACCAGCCAAGUUAGAAAAGGCAUCUACCGAGACACGUGAUGUGCCACGCCUAGUUGUCUUCAUCAUGGGUGGAGUUAGCUACUCAGAAACCAGAGCGGCCUACGAGGUAGCUGCCUCGAAUAGUGAAUGGGAGAUACUCAUUGGUAUGAUACUUUCAUGGACGUUUGCAAUAACUCCUGGUUCAUCUCAUUGCCUGUAUCUAUCCACUCGACCCAUCUAUCCCGUCCACCACUCUACCCUUCCAUCCACUUGA
Molecule: messenger RNA, 1761 nt
Organism: Actinia tenebrosa (Australian red waratah sea anemone)
Lineage: Eukaryota; Metazoa; Cnidaria; Anthozoa; Actiniaria; Actiniidae
Product: syntaxin-binding protein 1-like
Source: RefSeq, a predicted model, not a curated record